AUGGCAAGCGGGGAGAACCCCAUGAACCAGACUGAACAAGAGAGCCAGGGCCCAAGUGGAUCAGGGCAAGCUUGUGAGGCUUCGGAGCACUAUUCCUCAUUUGGGAUAAGAUCCACGACGAACUGGUCCAAAUCUGGUAAGGAUGGGCAUUGGCCAAAUGGCGAUCUACUGCGAACCGCGGCUGAUGGGGAGUUCUGGGCUAAGCGUGCUGUACGAAAGAAGGUGCAAAUCAAAAAGGGGGUGGGUCAACUUACCCUUAAGCACAUUCACAUGGGCCGAGCUGAUUGUCCUAGCGGAAUGACCGAUGACCGAUGA
Messenger RNA from Penicillium subrubescens, 315 nucleotides. RefSeq lists its product as uncharacterized. NCBI's taxonomy places the organism in Eukaryota, Fungi, Ascomycota, Eurotiomycetes, Eurotiales, Aspergillaceae. The transcript has a single exon. The record is from RefSeq and is a predicted model, not a curated record. The coding region runs from base 1 to 315 and encodes 104 amino acids.